AUACUCGUUGACGAAUUAUUAACAGCGUUUUUUCGAGAAUAUUCUACCAUUUCCUGAAUAACAUACGAAUUUGUAUUUUACAGUCAAGCCGCAAGCGAUUGAUUUCCUGAAUUAAAUUAAAAAGAUGAAAUAAACACUUCGAUCAAAAUCAUACAUUCACGCAUAUCUGUUUGUUUUAUAUAACAAAAUUGGUAUAACGAUGGAAGACAAAGGCCUAAGUUUUGCUGACCAAUCCCUUGCUCUCAAUUCUGCAGAAGAUGCCAAAACUAUAGUGACCGCAAUUGAGAAAUGUCCAUGCUUGGUCUACUUCAACCUCCAGGGAAAUACACUAGGAGUAGAAGCAUCAAAAGAAAUUGGUAGAGCUCUCGGUAAACACGGUUCCCAUCUUAAACGUGCUCUAUGGCAAGACAUGUUCACUGGGCGCCUUAAAUCUGAAAUUCCUAUUGUUUUAGAGCAUUUAUCAACUGGUUUAUUAGCAGCUAAUGUGCAUUUAUCUGAGCUCGAUCUGAGUAAUAAUGCAUUUGGGCCCAUUGGAAUGGAAGGUUUAGUUAAACUUCUAAAUUCACCUGUAUGCUAUGAAUUACAAACUUUGCGUUUAAUGAAUAAUGGAUUAGGUAUUGGUGGUGCUAAAAUGUUAGCAAAAGCAUUGAUAGACAAUUACACAGCGAGUAGUGCAGCUGGUUCUCCUUUUAAACUUAAAGUACUUGUGGCAGGAAGAAAUCGUCUUGAAAAUGAUGGUAUCAUUGCAUUAUCACGUUUUUUCAGUCUUGUAAAGACAAUGGAAGAAAUAACUAUUCCUCAAAAUGGGAUUUAUUGUAAAGGCAUAUUAGCACUUUCUAGUAGCUUAUUAGAUAACCCAAAUUUAAAAGUGCUCGAUGUUCAAGAUAACUUACUCACUCCCCUUGGAGCUGAAGCAUUAGCCAAAGUUCUACCUAAGCUAAAAAAUCUAAAACGUCUAAAUAUUGCUGAUUGUUUAAUAAAGUCAAGAGGUGCCCUGGCAAUAGCAGAAGCAUUAUAUAUUCAUGAAUCUCUAGAAGUUUUGGAUGCUAGCUAUAAUGAAAUCAAUGGAGAAAGUGGUUUAAAACUGACUAACUCUGUGUGUAAUAAAAUUAGCUUGAAAGAAUAUAAUGUAAAUGGUAACAGAUUUGGUGAUGAAAAUAUUGAGGAAAUAUCAAAUAUGUUAAAAGUAUCUGACAAAGAUGAAACCCUUGGUUCUUUUAGUGGUGAUGAAGGUGAAUGCAGUUCUGAUGAAGAUGAUGAUAAUGAAGAAGCCGAAGAAGAAGAAGAAGGAAGUAUGUCUGAUGAAGAUACUUCUGUAACUGAUAAGAAUGAAAUUGAUAAAACAGCAGUUCUUAUUAGUGGUAUAAAAGUUGGAGAUUUUAAAGUAUCUGAUAAGUCGUCUGAAAUAUCGGAUAUGAAUGUAUUUGUCGAUCAAAUUAUGGAUAUUGCUGGAAAAUAUAUAGAUGACCAAGAAACUUUAAACAAAUGUUUUGAGCUUUACAAGAAAGCAUACUCAAAUGCUACUAAGAACAUGAAAUUUCUUGAACUCACAAAUAUGUUGUUAGUUAAACAUGGUUUGAUUAAAAGUGAAGACAAGCACUACCAACUUAGAAAAGAUGUUGGUAGAUGUUUAGAAGUAUUGAAACAAGCUGUUGAAAGUAAAACUGUUAUUCCAGAACCAUCUCAAUGUGUUUUAAACUUUAUGCUAAAGAAAAAGUACACCGUCUAAAUAUAUUAAUUGUUAUUAUAAUUACACUUUCCAUACAAUAGUAUGUCAAUAAUUGUGUAUUGAUUGCACAGUUAAAAAAAAAACUUACUACUAAUAUAUAUAUAUAU
Messenger RNA from Adelges cooleyi (spruce gall adelgid), 1836 nucleotides. It is a transcript of the gene RanGAP, whose product is annotated as ran GTPase-activating protein 1. Gene Ontology annotation, cellular component: cytosol; perinuclear region of cytoplasm; nucleus. Gene Ontology annotation, biological process: activation of GTPase activity; signal transduction; nucleocytoplasmic transport. NCBI's taxonomy places the organism in Eukaryota, Metazoa, Arthropoda, Insecta, Hemiptera, Adelgidae. The record is from RefSeq and is a predicted model, not a curated record. The transcript is spliced from 2 exons. Gene Ontology annotation, molecular function: small GTPase binding; GTPase activator activity. Bases 200 to 1729 code for a protein of 509 amino acids.